Molecule: messenger RNA, 1058 nt
Organism: Megalops cyprinoides (Indo-Pacific tarpon)
Lineage: Eukaryota; Metazoa; Chordata; Actinopteri; Elopiformes; Megalopidae
Product: transcription factor Adf-1-like
Exons: 2
Coding region: 172-957 (261 amino acids)
Biological process (GO): regulation of transcription by RNA polymerase II
Cellular component (GO): transcription regulator complex; nucleus
Molecular function (GO): DNA binding
Source: RefSeq, a predicted model, not a curated record
ACGGAAGUAGUAGGUCAUCUGGGGACCGUUCGACUACAUCUAAAUGCCUACUAAGUAUUCGGACACCCUACGGAUUGUGAUGUACUGCUUUUUGAGUACUAUAUAGUAUGGAAGUAUGAGUAUUCGGAUGCAGCCCACGACUUUGGUUCCUACCACUUCAACAACGUCAAGAUGGAAGAGCAGCUCAUCACUGCGGUCUCCAACAACCCUGAACUAUACAACUGCACUCACCAAGCAUACAAGGACAAAAAUCGAAAACGUGGUGCCUGGGUCCGUAUUUCUGAGAUCAUUGGCAUUCCCCCUGACGACUGCAGAAAAAAAUGGAAGAAUCUUCGCGACACGUAUCGACGGGAAAUGGCUAAAGAACAGGAGCGGGGCAGAAGUGGUGCCGCGGCCACAACGCAGCGACCAUGGCGCUACUCUGCCAUUAUGGGGUUCCUCAACCCCUUCCUGGAGUCACGGCCAAAUAGUGGCAACAUGGAAAGUGUUGGGAACCCCAUGAUUGUACAGGAGGACAGUGACACAGUGGGUCCAGCAGCUAGGCAGGAGUGUAAGGAGGAGCCACAGCACCAUGCUCUCUCCUGUUCCUCCAACUCCACCUCACCCGCAGCCUGGCAUUCAACCCCUACCCCAACCCCAACCCCUGCCCCAACCCCUGCCUUGCCCUCCACCUUGACCCCUAGAUUUUCCUCCAGGACAGCAGUGUCCACCCCCACCAGGCCACCACUGAAGAGGUUCAGGGAGGACUCAUUUGAGAGGCACCUGCUGGAGACAUUUGAGCGUGCAGCCAAUAGAACUGAGGAUUCGGAUGAACUCUUCCUCCGCAGCCUCCUCCCAAUGCUUAGGCCAUUAAAGACAAGGAGGAAGGAGGAGUUGAAAAUGGCCAUGCACCGCCUUGUCUUUGAUGCCUAUUGUAGGCAAGAAGAGGAGGAGGCUGAAUUGUUAAAUACACACUAGUUCAAAGCAGGGUAGGGCUGGGCAAUAUAGCCUUCACCAUAUAACGAAUAGUUGUUGUAGUUUUUUUGUUAAUUUUGUUAUCACUUGUAUCCAGUGGUGGC